Capsella rubella is the source of this 1192-nucleotide messenger RNA. Its product is annotated as peroxidase 50. Gene Ontology annotation, biological process: response to oxidative stress; hydrogen peroxide catabolic process. The transcript is spliced from 4 exons. Bases 63 to 1034 code for a protein of 323 amino acids. The record is from RefSeq and is a predicted model, not a curated record. Gene Ontology annotation, molecular function: heme binding; peroxidase activity. Lineage: Eukaryota; Viridiplantae; Streptophyta; Magnoliopsida; Brassicales; Brassicaceae.
AGGAGACUUGAAGCCCUAUAUAACGAUGAACUCUCUCCAUUGAGUGAAGAUAAUUUAAAAAUAUGGCUUUGGUGUACAAAACGAAUCUCUCGUUACUUCUUCUCUCUCUUUUUCUAACCUUCAACCUCGCCUCCGCUCAACUCCGCCGCAACUUCUACGCGGGAAGUUGCCCUAACGUCGAACAAAUUGUCAGAAACGCCGUUCAGAAAAAAGCUCAGCAAAGUAUCAUCACCAUUCCCGCCACUCUACGCCUAUAUUUCCAUGAUUGCUUCGUCAAUGGAUGUGAUGCAUCAGUGAUGAUAGCGUCGACUGAUAGUAAUAAGGCAGAGAGGGAUCAUGAGGACAAUAUAUCGUUAGCCGGAGAUGGAUUUGACACCGUCAAUAAAGCUAAAGAAGCUCUCGAUGCCGUCCCAAAUUGUCGUAACAAAGUUUCUUGCGCCGAUAUACUCACGAUGGCCACUCGUGACGUUGUCAAUAUUGCGGGUGGACCAAAAUACGACGUGGAAUUGGGAAGGCUAGAUGGUCUAUCGUCGACGGCCGCUAGUGUCGAAGGGAAUUUGCCGCAUCCGACGGCCGGUGUCAACCAACUCACUUCGCUUUUUGCCAAAAAUGGCCUUAGCCUUAACGACAUGAUCGCUCUCUCUGGAUUCGCGCAUUGCACCAAAGUGUUCAAUCGGAUAUACAGUUUCAACAAGACAACUAAAGUGGAUCCCACAAUCAACAAAGAGUUCGUGACAGAGCUAAAAAGGUCGUGUCCUCAAGACAUAGAUCCAAAUGUAGUUAUAAACAUAGAUCCAACACCAAGACAGUUCGACAACGUUUACUACAAGAACUUGCAGCAAGGAAAAGGAUUGUUCACGUCUGAUCAAGUCUUAUUCACGGAUCGUCGGUCAAAGCCAACCGUUGACUUAUGGGCUAGUAAUGCACAGCUGUUUAACCAAGCUUUUGUUAACUCCAUGAUCAAGCUUGGUCGUGUUGGUGUCAAAACCGGCAGUGAUGGUAAUAUCCGUCGUGAUUGUGGCGCUUUCAAUUGAUCUGAAAAUAUAUAUAUAUAUGUUUUAUAAUAUAUUUAUUUCCUCCAUUCAGUUGUAUAUCCUUCAUAAAAUAAAUUGUCACAAAACGGUCUUUUGUAAAAUUGUAUGGUUGGUGAAAAAAGAUACGAGACCUAUAUCUAUAUGAUGUCGUUCUAUCA